ACCGAGGAUUCCACAGGGUCUACCAGAGUCUUGGCAAGGGGCACAUUUACGAGGGGAUAAUGUGGUAGGAGCUCAUGGUGUUGGACUUGGCGGCCUCUUGUGGAGUUCCAAGCAGGUACACGAUGGACGUCAACUGUCAGCUGUUAUAACCACCUUGAAUCUCAAAGCGAUUCCCGGACUUCGACUACAUGUACAGCGACCUGUCCACCCCACACCAACACCAUGCGAGGCUGGCUGCGGGGCUGUCGCAGGCAACUUCCCCGCCAUGGACCCCCGGAGCACAACCACCUCAGCGUUGGUGAGUUAUCCCGGGACCCCGAUUGUUCGUAGCAUGUCGCGUCCGGAAUGGUGUCCAAUCCUGGAAGCUCUGUCGGCCUCCUCGACGAUGAAGUCGCAAUUGCCGACCUCGCGUCGUCCUCGACGCUGUGCGACGCCUGUCGAGCCAUUUUCAGCGCCGGCCCUAAGCCUCAGCCCUCCUUCGACUCCCCGAGCUGCUUCGUUCAUCACCGCUCUGGCGGCCUGGCAUCCGCGGCCGAAAGCGGCUGCGUUAUCUGCAAACAGCUCGCACCAGCCGGAGCCGGCCGCGACCAGGGUCCACCCGAGACGCAAGACGAAGAAGUGACGCAUUGGGAGCUGGGGCAUUGCGAGCUGUGGAGGGGGAGGGGGGGUUCGGUCCCAGCAAUCCCAAAUAGCACGAACGAGGACUUAUUUAUGGUCAGCAUAUUUUCGCCUGCUGGAAUUGGGAAACUACAGCGUGAAGUUCGUCGCAGAUUGUCCUUUGUAAUCGCCCCGUGUAAGUUGGGUUCUGUCUUCCCGAACCACGAACUUGGGCCUUGUGGUGGUGCUAUGCUUUACCUGUGGAUCGAUUCGCUCUACAUCUACCAGGACUCGAAGGCUGACUGGGAGCGCGAGGCCGGCAUGAUGGGCGACAUAUACGGCGGCGCCCUGAUCAACAUCGCGGCGACAGACGCCGGCGCCGGCUGCGAGCGGAUGAUACCGCGCGAGCGGCGCGCACAGCCCCUCCUGCCGGUUAUUUCCUCCCCCGGCAACGCCAUGCUCCCGGAGCGUGGGGCCGCUGUACUGCAUCCGCACAAGGCCUUCUUCUUCCAGGUGUUGGAGUCGAUGCUGAUGGGGAGAGGCUGGGUGCAUCAGGAGGUGUGCAUCGCCCCGGCGACGCUUUACAUGACCGCGACGCAGGCGUGGUGGCGCUGCAGCGCAACCACGUGCAGCGAGACGUACCCAGAUGGCAUCCCGUUGCUUCUGGAGCCGCCCCUGGAGAUGGAUCACCUCAGCCUUCUCCGCCCGGGCGCAACUGGAGAGGCACCAACCAACGGCGGCCCUGGAACAGCAACAAUAGAUCCGGACCAGCGAGGCCUGAGCUUCAUAGACUAUCCGCCCAUCAACGGCCCGCAGCGCGACCGCCUCGCGCACCUGGCGACCCCGCCGCCGAUCGGCGAGCUCGACAUGUUCGGCUGGCCCCUGACGGCCGAGGACGCCACGCUGCACCUCCGGGGGGUUCUGCUGCCCCUUUUCGCAAUGCCUCACUUCUUCAACCGCCUCGGCUUCCAGGCCUGGCCCCGCCCCUUGGGAGAUGGUCCCCUGCCGAGCAACGGCAGGCGGCACGGCGUCUGGGCCAUAUUCGACGACGCGCAGGAGCUCGCGGAGGUCAAGGAGGAGGUGGAACGCACCCCGGGCGGCGGAGACGAGCCCCUGCGCGGGCUGUUCUUCCUGGUGACCGAAUAUGCCGACAAGAGGUUUGCGAGCCUCCAUGGCCUGGUCCUGCGAGAGCGGUUUCUGCCAGGCUGCGACGGCAGCACAACCGGACGACGACGCAUAUUUCCGCGCGCCGGAGUCUUCUUCCCGAACCAGUGCUGCGGGUACCCGGAGGAGGACCCGCUGCGCGACGCUACGGCCGUGUUUGACGACUUCCAGAUGGCGAGAUAUGGCAGGGCGGCGCUAGAGGCGGUGGAGCUGCGUCCGGAACACCGCGCGCUGGCCGACGCGGAGGCAACGCUAGACGACAUCUAUCUGUGCUGAGGUGCACAUGUGCCGCUUACAUGGGGUUUGGAGCUUGGGUAUACAUACAUGAACGUGCCCUGUACACGGGGUGUAUUACAUACCAUCAUGGCUAAAAUUGGUAUUUUGCGGAUCCCUAAAGGUGGUAGGUGCGCUGCCUAGAUCUCGCCAGUCCCUUCGGUAUAUUCCAGUGGGCAUGUCGUAUGUACUAGUCGUUGUUGGGUUUGCCCAGUAAGUACCUCCUAGUCAGGUUACUUAUUAGCCAUUGCAAUACAAAGUUACAACCCA
This is a messenger RNA of Gaeumannomyces tritici R3-111a-1, 2304 nucleotides long. RefSeq lists its product as hypothetical. The record is from RefSeq and is a predicted model, not a curated record. Lineage: Eukaryota; Fungi; Ascomycota; Sordariomycetes; Magnaporthales; Magnaporthaceae. The transcript has 3 exons. The coding region runs from base 346 to 2037 and encodes 563 amino acids.